CCAAUCUCCUCUCUAGAAAAUGCCCACCAUCACUAUGCCCGGCGCUCUUCUAGCGCUCAGCUCCCCUUCUCAUGCUGAAGAAGCUGAUUCCUCAGUGGACGCUAUUGUGCAUCCUGGGGCUGGCCACGUUCCUUGGUGUUGGCCCGUAUGGCAACAGCGCACUACACUUAGUUCAACUCCCUUAUCGGCCACUGUCAAUGAAGACACUCCCAGCGCUUGGAAAUCCCUUGAGGUCAACCAGGCCGUCUUGACAUUUGCUCGCAAUUUCUGGGCUGUUGAUGAUGCCGCCCAAGUGGAUUACAUCAAAAAAGAUCGAUCUGAUAAUGACAACAAAGGUCGACAACAUUGGCUGGACUAUUGCCAUGCCAAUUGGUCAAACUGGAAAAUCAACCAUACUGUUGACGCCGUGCUGGCAGAACGUGGCCUCGAUGCCUAUUCAGUUAUGAAGCGUCUCAAGGUUGCCAAUCUGCCAGAUCUUGCCACUUCACAGGUUGCGCUUGCCUACUCUGGCAUUGCAGAGGCGCUUUUUGGCCCAGAAUCUUUGACAGAGGAUGGCAUAGCACUUAAGGAGCCGGUCCGUCGCUUCCUGGAUGCCCUUAUGACCCAUUGUUGGGCAAAGAAUAGGAAGUCCAUUGGACGUGAAAGGGAGAGGCUCGGAAAGUUAAAGAGCAAGAUAGACCAGACGUGGAAAGAAUUCUCAUCCAUGGCUGAGCAUGGCCAACGUCUGGACGCUGAAGGCAUUAGAACCUGGCUGAAGGAUGUGGAUGGACUUACCAAAAUUCUCACUCGAUAUGGCGAUCAGGAGUCACUGAAGCAGCUUUCAGAACAGCAAGAAACCCUUAGCGACCUUCUUCAAGGCUUAGGGAUAGAAGUGAAGGGCGGAAGCAAGUACCGUCUACCUAAGCCCCUACGUCAAGCGCUUUCAUUUCUGGCCACUCAGCAGGAUAUAACACUACUCACUGCGUCCAUCCAUGACCAGUUGAAACUUUGCGAUCCAAAUGCGAUGCCAGAUGAACCCAUACCCGAAUUUGACCCUGACGCCCCUACUGAUUGCGACUUUCAGUGGUCUGAAGGGGUAGAAGAAUACAAUAAUUUGUCCGAGGAUGACAUUUGGUCUAUCCUGGGACUUCCAGAAAAACGAAUACCGUUCUUCAACCUUUUGCAAGACCCGUAUGGCAAUUGUGAUCCUUGGACAGAGGACGGUCAAACUUGGUUAAAAGAAAAUGGGGAACCCCUUUCUCUCCGCUGGCACCAGCUUGUGGGUCUUGUUAAGAUGGUCAAGAACACAUUUGGCGGAAAGCCCGUCCUGCUCAUGGACGAAGUGGGCUUAGGUAAAACCAUCCAAGUCACCGCCUUAAUUGCCGUACUUUCGUUCUAUCGUGAAUUUUAUACUAUGCACCACCGCUUUCCAGGUAAAAUAGCUGCAGAUCAGUGGAGGAGUGACUCUCCCAACAUUCCGAAUCUUCCAGUGAUGCUGGUUAUCCCAGCCAAUCUGGUGAUGCAGUUUACUUCGGAAUUGCACCGAUUUCUUCAACGGGGUACUUUUGAUGUUCUACCAUAUCUGGCUACUUGGAGCAGUCGACGAACCUGGUGGGAAGACAUAUGGAGCCAGUCAAAGCAACCAGAAGGGCGGCGGAUAAUCAUCACUGCUCCCAAGGCUUUAGAAUCCGACUGUGAUCGCAUUUUUGAAACUAAUAACCGUACGCCAACGAAACAUCCACGACGGAAGACUAAUUAUACUACGGAUGUGUCCAGCACGGCUUAUGGGCGAGAUUUCUUGUUGGGCAUAGUGGAUGAGGCGCACAACUAUAGAAAUAUCAAAAAGGGUUACUGGGCGAUAUUUUGCCUUCGCUUUCUAUGUCAUGCUAUGGUGGCUAUGACGGCCACACCCAUCACCUCUCGACCUCUGGACAUUUGGAACAUCGGAAGAUGUCUGGGUCUGGAGCUAUUUGGUGGCUCUUAUGACGACGAAGCCAAAAAAAUGGUCUGUCAACUGCGGGCUGCAUCAGCCAAGGAUCGGAAGCGCUUUAAACAAGGCGACCGCACGGCUAAAAUAAUCAUGGGAACAGUAAAGGGUGAUGCUGAUCUUGACGUUCCCAGUCUAUACCGUAAUCAGAUGCUGACUUGGAUCAGCGUCAUCCGAGAGAGAUUUACUGGCAUCGUCAUACGGCGCACGGUCCGUUCAGUUGACAAUCAUGGUGACAGAAUCUCAGGUUUGGCUCCAUUCCUGGAGCACAAUCUCCUUGUCAAGCUAUACCCCCAUGAGGUGGUUAAUCUUGAGCGCAUUGCCCAGGAAAUAGUUGAGCAAGGCGGCGCUAGCGCAGCAAAGUAUGCUUCUGGCUCCGACUUUUAUACGGGCGUCCGCAGGGCGUUAUUGCAUGCUAGCUGCAAUGCAGGAUAUCCAUGGGCGAAUCCCUCCACUUUGGAGGAGUGGAAGAAAGACCCAUCUCGCAAGCUCGACAUUCUUGCCCAAGUACUUUGUUGGCAUCUGGAGUAUGAUGGACGUCUACCUCUAUGCGUUCUGAAUGAUGCGCUAGUGGUAUCAUCAGCUGAUCCUGAGGCUGCUGCUGGCGUUACUGAUUCUAUGCCCUGCGAUAAAAUGCUCGUAUACUGCGCAUUCCCAUCUAGCUAUACGCAGGUGCUCAAGGUUCUGGAGCUUAACCACAUCUCGACUUUACAGAUCCAUGGCAAAUUGUCAGCGUCUGCAAGAACUGAUAUCAUUGCACAAUUCAAAAGUAGCAGACGUGAUGGUCCUCGCGUUUUAAUCAUCUCCAAUGUUGGACUGACCGGUCUCAAUUUACCUUGCGCCAACAUAUUGAUAAUUGUGGACUCCCUCUGGUCUGCCACUGAUGAAGGCCAACUGAUUGGACGUAUUUAUCGUCCUCCCCAGCCCAAAACUGUCCACGUUUAUCGAAUUGUGGCUGCUGACACUCAGGAUGUCUUUCUGAAUAACAUAUCCUUCAGUAAAGCAGCUAUCCUUGAUGCCUUCACAGGUGCAACGCCCAGUUUACGCUCUUUGUUCCGUCAUGAUGAUGAGGCAGAUGAAAUGAAUGCACUUUCUGAUACCGAUGAUGCGCCUUCAAAGAAGGGGAAAACCAAGUCAAAGACGUCCAAAGCUGGCUCCUCAAAAAAGAAACCAAGCAAAGCUCGAGGUAAGGGAGUAAAGCCACCUUCAGGAAGGUUAUCAGGGAAACCAGCGGUUCAACCGCUCGAUCAAGACUCUGCCAUCAAGAAACCUGGAGAGAAGUCUCUACUAGCCCCUCCUACUAGCCCCGUGAUUGGCCCCUCGCCAUCAGGCUCUUCAGGGCUCCAAGUCAAGAAUCACUUGGGCCCAGCAGCGUCUCCAAGACAGAAGUCUCCACCUGCCCCCACUAAGAUAGUGGAUCCGGCCGAAAGGGGAGAUAUUACGCAGUCAGAAGUCCAGACCGUAAUCUCCAACCGUAGUGCAGAAGACUUUCAGCAAGCUAACCCUACCCAAGUCAAGGGAUCCCAGGGAGGCCAAGAUAUUACGCAGUCAGAAGUCCAGGCUGUAAUCUCCAACCGUAGCGCAGAAGACUUUCAGCAAGCUAACCCUACCCAAGUCAAGGGAUCCCAGGGAGGCCAAGACUCCCAGAUAAUUCUGCCUCUUAAGCGCACUGCAGAUUCCAGUCUGGAGAAUCAAGUAUCAAAAGCACCCAAAUUGACGUCUGGAGAUAAUCAUGAGGUUUCCACCUUUCUUGCAGAUAUGCAGCAGCACGGCAUAGGAGUUGAUCGAUUAUACGCUUUCCUUAAAUCUCUACCAAAUGAUUCGUCCUCCCAGAACCCAGGCCAUCCAUUAGCAUCUUUUCUUCCAGGGUCAAGCGUGGCCACUGAACUUUCAACACCUGCUCCCUUAAACCCUACUAGUAGCAGAAGGUAGGGGACUGGGUUGCCCAUCUGUUUUUUUUUGAGUUUUGUCGAGUCUCGCAUCAUUCAAGUUUAUGUGUCUAUUCAAGUGGUAAUACAUCCAUGAGCACGUACAACUUCUCCCAUCAUUUAGGCAUCUUAUUUUUAGAUCAUAAUAUGGCAUGCGCCCUACGCAUUCUUGGCAUAAGGCUACAUAAUGUAUACUGGCAUGGGCU
Suillus fuscotomentosus is the source of this 4100-nucleotide messenger RNA. RefSeq names its product P-loop containing nucleoside triphosphate hydrolase protein. The coding region runs from base 20 to 3898 and encodes 1292 amino acids. The transcript is spliced from 15 exons. Gene Ontology annotation, molecular function: ATP-dependent chromatin remodeler activity; ATP binding. The record is from RefSeq and is a predicted model, not a curated record. Lineage: Eukaryota; Fungi; Basidiomycota; Agaricomycetes; Boletales; Suillaceae.